Linum trigynum is the source of this 2765-nucleotide messenger RNA. Lineage: Eukaryota; Viridiplantae; Streptophyta; Magnoliopsida; Malpighiales; Linaceae. The record is from the annotation of a GenBank genome assembly.
AAACAAUUAUGAACUAAUUAUCACCAAUUUCAUAAUUAGUACAAAGUUUACUUCCAAAUCAUUAGUUAAUUAAUUUGAAGAUCUCUAAUCAUUUAAAACCACGAAUGAAUUUCCAUUGCGCUACCAUACGGAUCUGGGUUACGAGCAGACUGGGUUCAUGGGCCUGGAUCCAACCUUAAGCCCACAUGGUCGAUUGGACUAAGAAGGAGCCCUACUUCUUUUCAUGCUCCUUUUCCCUUCUCACUCUUCUUCUUCUUCACUUCCCCCAUAGAUUUCGCCCUCAUUCUCUGAGCUCGGGCUUCUCCGAUCACCGCAACUUCGCCGUCGUUCCUCGGACCCCUUUCAGGUACAAAGUUCGCCGCUCUCGGCGUCGUGUUUCUCCCACUCUGCUCCUGAUUUUCCGCUUAUUAGCUUCUACAUAGCGUUUCGCGUUUUCUCUCCCAAGUUCCACACAUUCCGACUUUCCCAGUCUGUAUCUGCAGCUCAGGGAGCAAUGAAUUUGAAACGAAUAGUCAACAGGCAGUCAGUGAAGAAUUUUUCAAUAUUCUAUGGAAGAUUCAUUUCUCCAUAUCGGAGCAAUGGGUACAGAGAUAUCUCCACAGUUUCAGCCUGUGCUCCGUCAAGCAGCAAUUUUGAUGGCUCGCAACUCCCUCGAGACCAUCACAGCACAAAACCCAAUUUUCUCUUCACUAGGCAUCUCCACUCUGCUGCUUCUUCACAGCCCGAGCUGAAACCCCACUUCAGCUCUUUUGCUCCAAAGCUCGAUUCCCAUGAGGAUGAUGGAACCACGAACGAAUUCUUAUCGCGGUUUGCCUGGAUCAUGCGGAAGAAGCUGUCGGAAGCCUACCCUGAAUGUGAUAAACCUACGGUCGAUAGUAUGCUUUUGGUUAUAGUUGAGAAGGUUGUGUAUGAGAUGGAGAAAGGUAGCUUGGACCGGAUGCUUGGAUCGGACAUUUCAUCCGAGGAAUUCAGCGAGGACCUUUGGAGGACUGUGUGGGAAGUUAGUAAUUCCGUGGUGGAGGACAUGGACAAGGAGAGGAAGAAGGAGAAAAUGAAGCACUUCUUGCAAGACGAGGAGGUGAAAGAGAUGUGUAGGUUUGCUGGUGAAAUAGGUCUUCAGGGGGACAUGCUUCGAGAGCUAAGGUUCAAAUGGGCACGAGAGAAGAUGGAGGAAGCUGACUUUUAUGAGAGCUUGAAGCGGCUUCGUGAAGAAGAAAGAGAACAAGAGAAAGUGGGAGCAGAAGGAGAGACUACUGCUGUUGAAGAAGCCCUGGUGACUGAGGAGAGUGUUAAGGUUGUUGAUCUUCCUAAGAGACAUGGGAAGAUAAAGUACAAGAUUUAUGGGCUAGAUCUCUCGGAUUCAAAAUGGGGUGAAGUUGCGGAUAAAGUCCAUGAAGCAGGAGAGGCCAUUUGGCCCCAUGAGCCUAAGCCAAUAUCAGGGAAAUGCAAACUCGUUGCUGAGAAAAUAAUGUCUUUGAAAGUCGAGGAUGAUCCUUCCGCGCUGCUGACAGAAUAUAAAGAGCUCCAGGAGCCAAGAAAGGUUGAUUGGAUUGAGUUGCUUCGCCAGCUGAAAGAACGGGACAGUAACUUACACCUUAAGGUAGCUGAGCAUCUCUUGAGCGAGACUUCUUUCCAGGCAAACAUCCGUGACUACUCUAACCUAAUCGCUGCUUAUGCUGAAGAGAAUCACAUAGAAGAUGCUGAGAGAAUCCUCCGGAAAAUGGAGUAUAACGGUAUUCUCCCUGACAUCUCGACUGCCAAAAGUUUGACACUUAUGUAUAGCAAGGCAGGCGAUCUGGACAAAGCUAGACAGGCAUACGAGACUUACUCUAGCCAUGGCUUUAAACUAGACAUGAAGGUCUACCAAUCAAUGAUAAUGGCUUAUAUAAAAGCCGGGCAGCCUGGCCUGGGGGAGCAAUUGCUGAGAGAGAUGGAAACCAAAGAAUCUAAAGUACCAGAGGAAAUAUACAUGGCAUUGCUCGCCUCAUACUCUGAACAAGGGAAUGCUGUUGGAGCUGCAAGGAUUUCGGGCACCAUGCAAUUUUCAGGAGUCAAACCUACUUUGGAAAGUUGCACUUGGGUCAUUGAGGCAUAUGCUCGAGAAGGGAAUCCAGAUAUGGCGAGGAAUAACUUUGACCAGUUGAUGAGAAAUGGGCUGAAGCCUGAUGACAGGUGUGUCGCCGGCAUGAUUGCAGCAUAUAAAAAGAAGAAUUUGCUGGAUAAGGCAUUGAACCUUUUGUUGCAGCUAGAGGGUGAUGUUGGUUUUGAGCCAGGGGUUGCAACUUAUACCGUUUUGAUUGAUUGGUUGGGCAAGAUGGGUUUGAUAGAUGAGGUUGAGCAGCUGCUGGGGAAAAUUGCCAAUUUGGGGGAGGCGCCUCUAAAGAUUCAAGUGAUACUUUGUGAUAUGUAUGCUAGGGCUAAGAUGGAGAAGAAGGCGCUUCAGUCUUUAGGGGUUCUGGAAGCUAAAAAAGAGCAACUUGGAGCGGAUGACUUUGAAAGGGUCAUAAAUGGUCUUAUUGUUGGUGAAUUUGGCGAGGAGGCUAAAAGGAUAGGUGAGAUGAUGUUGGCACAGGGCCAUACUCAAUCGGAAUCCCUCAAGAUUGCUUUAGCGACUCGUGCUCUUAAAUGGAACAGAACAAGUAGGCGCUAUUAGCACUCUCAAGCCUCCCUGAAGAUUAUCAAGACCAGUGGCAGCUGUCAUGUUCACCCAAUUACUCGAUUAUGAUAUGGUAGAAGGUGCAAGAACCAAAGUCCAAUUUUGUCUG